This is a messenger RNA of Rotaria sordida, 621 nucleotides long. The record is from the annotation of a GenBank genome assembly. Lineage: Eukaryota; Metazoa; Rotifera; Eurotatoria; Philodinida; Philodinidae.
AUGGCAUCUUUUGAAAAAAAAAAAAUCUCGACGACUAAAGAUCAAGAUUUGGUCACGGGCCCUGGCAAAAAAGCAUUACAGGUAGCUACGGAAACUAAGAAGGACAAGCAACAAAAAGAACGUCCAAACGCCUUUUUAGCUUUUCGAAUCAUGAAUCAACAAAUUGUGCAUCAUGCCGCUGAAAUUCAGAAGGAAAUCAUUCAAUCAAAUCCACUUCUCUCACAAGCUAGUGUUUCCAUUGCGAAGCUUCACAUAACACUCAUGGUAUUCGAACUGAAAAACGAUGAAGAUAAACAAAGAGCUCAGCAAUGUUUGAUUAAAGCAUGCCACCGCAUUCGCAUGGCUCAACUGGUGCCACCUCAAAUUCGCUUUGCUGGCCUGUCCAACUUUAACGAUAGAGUUCUGUUCAUGAAUCCCGUCAAUGAUGCACAUCUCGAUGUGCUCAAACAAAUUGCUACAAUUUGUCGAGAAACAUUUGAAGAAAAUGGAAUAUUGCGGCUUGAUAAUCGUCCGUUACAUCCUCACCUCACAUUAUUUCAACUAAAGCAGGGUUCCGUAUAUGAAGGAUUGACAAAGAUUGAUUCAAGAAUUUUAAAUAAAGAAAUAUUGAAAUUAAAUUAG